AUGAACGAUCUAAUGACCAAGUCCUUCACCAGCUACGUAGAUUUAAAGAAAGCUGCGAUGAAAGACGUUGAUUUGGAAGCGGGUAUCGCUGUUCCUCCCAAUGUGGAACUAACCUCCUCCAUAACCCACUUGGACACUGACAUGGGUCUCUUCUUGGAAGAGGCUGAGAAGGUGAAGACUGAAAUGGGGUCACUCAGAGACAUCCUGGGCAGCCUGCAACAGGCCAACGAGGAGAGCAAGUCCCUACACAAGGCUGAGGCGCUCAAGGCGCUCCGGAGCCGGAUUAACGCCGACAUUGUCGCCGUGCUGAAGAAGGCCAGGGCGAUCAGGGCCCAGCUGGAGGAGAUGGACCGCGCCAACGCCGCCAACCGGAGGCUCUCCGGUCUGAAGGAUGGGACUCCGGCCAUCUACCGGACCCGAAUCGCUGUUACCAAUGGACUGAGGAAGAAGCUGAAGGAGCUGAUGAUGGAGUUUCAGGGGUUGAGGCAGAGGAUGAUGAGCGAGUACAAAGAUACUGUGGGGAGAAGGUACUUUACAGUGACUGGGGAGUACCCAGAUGAAGAGGUGAUUGAGAAGAUCAUAGCCAAUGGUAAUGAGGAAGAGGUUUUGGGGAAGGCCAUUCAGGAACAUGGGAGAGGAAAGGUUCUGGAAACUGUGGUGGAGAUUCAGGACAGGCAUGAUGCUGCUAAGGAAGUGGAGAAGAGUUUGCUGGAGCUGCACCAGGUGUUUCUGGACAUGGCCGUGAUGGUUGAGGCACAGGGUGAGAAAAUGGAUGACAUUGAGCAUCACGUGUUGCACGCUUCGCACUAUGUUAAGGAUGGGACCAAGAAUCUACAGAGUGCGAAGGAGUACCAGAAGAGUAGCAGGAAGUGGAUGUGUAUUGGGAUCAUACUGCUGCUUAUUCUUAUUCUGGGUGAAUUUGUAAGUGUGUGA
Sphenostylis stenocarpa is the source of this 933-nucleotide messenger RNA. Lineage: Eukaryota; Viridiplantae; Streptophyta; Magnoliopsida; Fabales; Fabaceae. The record is from the annotation of a GenBank genome assembly.